Molecule: messenger RNA, 1801 nt
Organism: Drosophila innubila
Lineage: Eukaryota; Metazoa; Arthropoda; Insecta; Diptera; Drosophilidae
Product: T-cell activation inhibitor, mitochondrial
Exons: 2
Coding region: 128-1600 (490 amino acids)
Cellular component (GO): mitochondrion
Source: RefSeq, a predicted model, not a curated record
AAAGCGAAAUAAUUUUUACUUGUAAAUCAAAUUUUGAGUAAAUAACAGUCGCUGUUAUUUGUAUUCCGUGUUCGGAUGUGUGUGACCGCAGAUCAGGCAAGCAGCGUGCUGCUCUAGUAGUUACGUAAUGGCAACAGCUUUGCGCCUGGGCGGCGAAAUGGCAAUGGUCGCACUUUGUCAGGCGCAGUCCAUUCAUAAAUUUGGAAUGGUGCGACGAGCUUUGAGCCAUGAUUUGACAACGGCACUGCGUCCCUUCUACUUUGCCGUGCAUCCGGAUUUGUUUGGACAGCAUCCGGAGCAGAGGCAGACCAACGAGAAUUCAUUGAAACUGCUCAGCGCACAUCUGGAGGCGCUCUAUCAACAUAGCUAUCCCAAUGAUGAUGCCAAGGUGCUCAAGUUCUAUGUGCGGGAGAGCACGAGUGCAGAGAAAAGGGAUUCAUUCAAACUGGUGCAAAUACGAAUGGACAAAGGUACUCGGGAUCCCCAGAGAUUUAUCCAGAAUCUACUGGAGUCAUGCAAUCUUUCCACUGAUUACAUAAAGACCGUAAAGCCAACGAUGCAGCAAAAGCCUCAAGAAAGCAUGGCCAAUCGUCCCAGCCAGGAUUAUCACUACAACAUGGAGUUUGCCGAGUUCGAGAGGCGCGUUAAGAAUGAAGCCGCUAGUCGCCGUCCAGUUCUGUCCAGUUGGUUGGCGGAGAAUGCGGCCACGGCAAGACAGCGCGCCAAGGAGACAGCUGAUUUGGAAGCUGAAAUAGACAAGCUGAAAAAUGUGCUGGUGAAGGAUCUGGAACUAAGCGACGCUCGCUAUGAGUGUGGCUGGAACAUUGAGCACUAUCGUGGCUGCCUUAAAUCACUGCAACGUCUCGCCCAAACCCAUCGCGCAGAGCUGAGCACAUUACGGAAUAGGGUUGUAGUCUUUGCACCGUUUACGGGCGUCAGUCUCGAGGGUCACGUGAUGCUCUUCACCGGCGACGUGCAGAGCAACUGGAUUGACUUUAUCAAAAACAUUCCACAGCACGAUAGCUACCUCAAUGUAGUGCCGCUCUAUGAGCUGGCGCUCUCGCAGGUGUUGCGGGGCAUUCAGAUCGGUCGCCGCAAGUUUAUGCCCAAGACACAAGCACGCGGUUACGCCAACUACCUCAUGAAGGUGACGACCUCGCUAAAUGAUUUCCUGAGUAAACAAGCGUAUCCAGAUAAAUGGCCAGCCAAGCUGCAGGAGUUCACAAUUGUUGUCGAAUCGGAGGCGGGUCCUCUUAUGGUCAGUCCAACGGGACAGUUCAUUACGCCCGCCACCUGCCCCGGUGCCAUACUCGUAGACUUUAUUACGCAAAAUAUGAAAUUGGCAAGCGAGCGUAUGACAAAGUAUGCCACGGAUAAAUAUCUCGAACAGAAUCUUAUUGAGGAGUGUUUGCGAGAGCUUAAACUGCAGGCAUUAACCAAAGAUGACGCCGUUACGCCGGAUAAAAUGAUAUCGGCGCUAACUGAUUUACGCCAAUGUCGACCGCAACAUUUUGAACAACUCAAGCUGCAUAUAUCCCAUUAUUACUCAGUGCUCACAGAUGGCAUCGUUUGUAUACCCUGGGAUUUUAUGCAAAAGUAGUCCAUGCACGACCUCUUUAAUUCUCAUGUGCCUUACGAACGUUCACAGACAAUAAGCAUUCAAUAGAAAUUUAUACAUAUUAGCUUUAAAUUAACAACGUCAAGUAAUUGUUAUAGCCAUAAGUACAGAUAUUAUGUCUAUAACCAGAUGCUAACCCAAUCCCAUAAAUAAAUUAUGUAUUUGUUUUAAUUUAAAAAUAAA